AUUCCACCCUAGUGACCAGCCCUGCCUCUCGGGGGCCUGGGGACCACUCCGUGGAGAUGUGUCCCAUGCCCUUUGAGGACACCAGGAUGCUCCUGGUGGUGGCCUACAGCGUGGUGUGUGCCCUGGGCCUGCCGGCCAACUGCCUGACCGGCUGGCUGACCCUGCUACAGGUGCUGCAGGGCAGUGUGCUGUCCGUCUACCUGUUCUGCCUGGCGCUCUGCGAGCUGUUCUACAUCAGCACCCUGCCGUUCUGGGUCAUCUACAUCCACAACCAGCACCGCUGGACCCUGGGCCCGUGGGCCUGCAAGGUGGUUGCCUACAUCUUCUUCUGCAACAUCUACACCAGCAUCCUCCUGCUCUGCUGCGUCUCCUGCGACCGCUUCGCCGCAGUGGUGUACGCCCUGGAGAGCAGAGGCCACCGCCACCAGAGGACGGCCGCCUUCAUCUGCGGGUCCAUCUUCCUCCUCGUCGGGCUUGUCCAUUCCCCGGUGUUUCAGAUGGAGCUCGUGAGGGACUCCUGCUUUGAGCCCCCGCAGAUGAACGGGAGGAUCGCGGCCUUCCACUACGCACGCUUUACCGUCGGGUUUGCUCUUCCAUUUGGCAUCAUCACCUUCACCAAUCACCGCAUCUUCAGGAGCGUCCAGUUGAGCGAGGGCCUGAGCGCCGCCCAGAAAGCCAAAGUGAAGCACUUGGCCAUCUCCGUGGUGGCCAUCUUCCUGGUCUGCUUCUCCCCCUACCACAUGGUGCUCCUUGUCAGGGCUGCCGCCUUCUCCUUCCACAGAGGAGACAGAGACGCCUUGUGUGCCCUGGAGGGCAGCCUGUACACCGUCACCAUGGUGUUCCUGUGCCUGUCAACUGUCAACAGCGUGGCUGACCCCGUGAUCUAUGUACUGGCCACAGACCAUUCCAAGCAAGAAGUGUCUAGGCUCUGCCGGGGGUGGAAGAAGUGGUCCACAGGGACAGGCACCACCAGGCUGCCCCAGACGCCAAGCUCACCCACGACACCGGCCCAGGCCCGCGCCGUCCCUUGGCCCGCCCACCCAGCGCGGCCACAGGCAGCCCCCAGGGACUCAUCCUGCUCCCCAGAGAGGCUGGCCGAGGAGUCCUGCUGAGA
Messenger RNA from Dipodomys ordii (Ord's kangaroo rat), 1114 nucleotides. It is a transcript of the gene Gpr132, whose product is annotated as G protein-coupled receptor 132. Bases 57 to 1112 code for a protein of 351 amino acids. NCBI's taxonomy places the organism in Eukaryota, Metazoa, Chordata, Mammalia, Rodentia, Heteromyidae. The record is from RefSeq and is a predicted model, not a curated record. Gene Ontology annotation, biological process: G1/S transition of mitotic cell cycle; negative regulation of G2/M transition of mitotic cell cycle; G protein-coupled receptor signaling pathway. The transcript has a single exon. Gene Ontology annotation, cellular component: membrane. Gene Ontology annotation, molecular function: G protein-coupled receptor activity.